AUGGCGGGAGAGCACGCCAUAGUGCCGGUUGACCACCAUGCUGCGUUGCAGCUGGCUCUUGCGGACAAGAACUUGGGGCAGACCUGGAAGUCAGUCCGUCCCGGGACCAUUCCUUGGAGCUUCAGAGAUGUGGAUGAGUUGUCGACGAACAUGAUCAAUGGCUUACCAUCGAAAGCAUUAAGCAUCAUCAUGAAUGAGAACUUUUCUGGCGCAAAGGACUUCGUCCGGCUCGAACAUCCAAUUGCACGCCCAAGCUACCGCGAGCUCAGGGCAAACUUUGUGCUGUUGAAACCGGUAGUCCAGAAGUUUCCGGCCAAGGCGCAACAAGAGUUGCACUUGAAUAAUGUCGUUUCGGUUCAUGAGAGCAAGCUCUUGGAUGGCACCUUGCAGCAGGUCCCUUCGGGACUGUUCCUCACGGACGUCAUGCUGCUGAUGCAUGAGAAGCUUGGCUCCCGUCUGUUGCGGGGUGAUGCCAAAACCGCAGCCGGCCAGGAGCCCGCCGAGAGCUCCAGUGAGAGUGAUAGUUCCGGCGAGGCUUGUCUUGCAUUGAUGCUCAUUGCGAAACCUGUGCGUGCUCCAAAAUACGCGGGAUCCGUCAUCAUUAAGGAUGAAGCUUCGAGCGACGAUGACAGCAGUGUUGCAACGGUCGACGAGGAUAUGAGUGCAGAUCCGGCUGGUGCUGGAGAUGGAGAGAACUCAGAUGAUGAUCUCGGUCUGGGCGAUGCAAGCUCUGCUGAGAGUGAAAGUGAGGACGCAGCCAGCGAGGAUGCAUCCGAUGAUGCUUCGGCGGACGAAUCCGCCCGAUCCCUCGGUGGAGUUGCAGAUUGCUCCGGAGAUGGUGACAACUCAAACGCCGACACAAGCGAGGAUGAUUCGGAGGCCGAAGCCAGCCAAGAUGCAUCGGAUGAUACUUCUCGGCAUUUAACCAUGACCAGUCCGGCCGAUCCAGCUGUGGAGAUGCAGAUUGCCGUGGAGAUGAUAGUGAUGUCGGACGACGAGCACGGCAUCCCGGCUUGGACCAAGCGCGCAGACCGCCCCAUCCCGGGCAAGGACAGCCCUCCCCGGCGAGAUGCCCCGUCGGCGGGCAUGGUGUCCCCAAGAGAUCACUACGGUAAUCCUGUGGAUCCCAAGAAGUUUGUUGAUGCUGGCCCGACGAAGAACUUCGACAAUCGACUCCUGGCCCUGCGUGAAGACUACGAAUCCUCCGAGUCCGAUGAUGCGAUGAGUGAUCCGGAGCUUGACUUGACGGAUGUUGAAACCGUUCACCAAGCCCCAGCGAGCUGCUCGACAAGUUUGCCUCCCCACGACCCCGCCGUUUGCGAGGACAGCGAUGAGGACGACAGUGCGUCCCUGGCUACGACAGUGAAGCUGGGCGAUCACUUAGUGUCGGAGGAUGAAGCGGUGCAGUCGCCGUGCGACUUCUGCGAUGUCAUGCCCGAGAAUGAAGGAUGUUGCGUGGGCUGUGGUUGCGCUUUGGUCCCGAGGGAUAAGGCAGUGGAGGAGCAGGACAACAAGAAGAACAAGAAGAAGGACAAGAAGAAGGACAAGAAGAAGGACAAGAAGAAGGACAAGAAGGAGGACAAGAAGGACAAGCAGAAGGACAAGAAGAAGGACAAGAAGAAGGACAAGAAGAAGGACAGCCGGCCCGAGCAGUCCUUCAGGAAGACGGGCAAUGACAGCGAUGAUGAGCUGCCUGGCUUUCUUGUCGAGGCGGCCAAAACCAUGGAGGAGCAUGGGUCUUUGUGCAACGCCUUGCAGCAGUUGACCAUCGAUUCCCCGAAGAAAGCUUCAUACACACCCGCAUGGGACAGUGCACCUGCCCUACCAGUGCCCCCCGAAAUGGAAGAUGUGAUGGCUAUGGUUGAUGGCAGUGCUUCUCCCUUUGUUAACCAGGCCAAGCCGAGGAAGAGCAAGCAUGCGCAGCGCGAGGAUGGGGAGUCCACGGCUAAGAAGAAGACGUGUGUGUCGCACGAGCAUGGGGUCAUGGAGGCUGAGAAGAAGAAGACGUGUGUGUCGCGCGAGCAUGGGGUCAUGAAGGCUGAGAAGAAGAAGAAGACGUGUGUGUCGCGAGAGCAUGGGGGACCGAAGGAAGAUGAGGACCCGUUGUCCAAGCAGCUUCAUGAGGGUUUGGAGGAUCUCGAUCGUGUCAGCAAACCCAGCGGCAAGAACAAGCGUAAGGCAAAAAGUGCGAGCUCCAACAAGGCCAGUUUCAAGAGGCCCCGCGGUAAGGGCCGGUCUUCGACUGCUUCGACAGCUGCGCCAUCGAGCUCAGCGGAUGCUUUGGCAAGUGAGCCGAUCAGCGAGCCGGAGAUGGAUGCGAACCUGGCAAUUGUGCCAGCCUUGCCAGCAGAGCCGGUGGCCGAGACAGAGAAUGAUGACAAGUGGCACUCCUAUGAUUUGAAGGCCCUGGGUAUGCCCCAGGAGUGCAGACCUAAGGGUCCGGGUCGAGGAGUGCAUUCAUACACCCUGUCUUUGAGCGGAGCAACCUUUGAUGUGUUGAUGCGCAAGAAAGGGUUCUACAUCAAAAAACCCAUCGGGACCGGCAAGAAAGGCACCAUCAGCUGGGCGAUCAACGGGGGUAUUGAAAAAGCUUGGUUGAAGGCAAAGCAGCAGGCAGGCUUGCAGUAG
Messenger RNA from Symbiodinium sp. CCMP2592, 2628 nucleotides. The record is from the annotation of a GenBank genome assembly. NCBI's taxonomy places the organism in Eukaryota, Dinophyceae, Suessiales, Symbiodiniaceae.